Messenger RNA from Xyrichtys novacula (pearly razorfish), 25898 nucleotides. The record is from the annotation of a GenBank genome assembly. Lineage: Eukaryota; Metazoa; Chordata; Actinopteri; Labriformes; Labridae.
AUGAUAACGCCAAACAACGCAGGAUGGGCAGGCGGUCAGAUCGGAUUUAACUUCCCACGGUGGCGGCACAGCUUCGAUAUGGUAGGAGAAAACCUGUUUCGGUAUUGUACUGUAGUGUCCCCUUCGGUUAGUGUGCUGCUCCAUGUUUUCCAAAAAGACGCAAUGCGAGGAGUUACGCAGCUUACAGUGGAGCAGAGAAAGGCAUCCAUUGCUGUAAAUGUCACCAAGCCUCUUUUCUCUAUUUCUCUGUCUAAUACUUGGUAACUGCAUCCUAACAUUACACUGUAUUUCGCUUUGUGACGUGUGCCCUGGAGAGAUAGAUCACAAAAUGCCAUUGUAAAAUCACCCAAAUAAAGGAUUAUUUACACGCUGUGAAGUGUACAUACCUUGCACAACACAACAUAAGAACACUUUGUAUUUGUCCAGAGCCACUCUUAAAUUCGGCAAAUACAUGAUAAGCAAAACAUCAUAUAAUGUCAAUAGUUCUCCACUUUUAUGACCGGUACACUCGCUUUUCCAACUGGCGUGUACCGUCGAAAACACUUUACGUUAGCAGAAGUGAACAGUGGGAAACUGUGAAAAACUAGACAUUUUGCCAACAUUAAGCUUUUAUUGUGUACAAAGUGAUCGCCGAAUUUGAGGAAAAGGUACUCAAACUUGUGAUAGUUUAAAGUUUCAUCUUAGAAACAUUUAAGUCUGACACAAACAAGUCAACUUGAAAGUGUCAUAAUUUUGAAUGGAGUUCUGAAUGAUGUCGCCUCCUUGCCCGGGAACCGGACGUUUUUGCCAUGAGCUGGUUCUAUCCCGCAGGCAAAUAGAGUGGACAAAGUGUCAUAAAGCGUGUAAGGACGCAUGCAGACCCGGAUGAUAGUCGUUCAGUUUGUGGCUUUUACAGAUGAACGUGUAGCAGCAGGCCUGUCUGCCCCUUUUCCGUUCAUCACUCGGGACGGCGGAAGGCCAAGUUGAAGUUCAGGCAAGCCUCCUACUGGCCUGUGUGUUUGCGCGUGCCCGUGGAUGUAUCAGUGUGUGUGUAUGAGUGUGUGUAUGAGUGUGUUUGUGUGUGUGCGUACCAGCGUGUAUGUGUGUGCGUGUGUGUAUUAGUCAGCAGAAAAUGGCCGCAGUUAGAGCCAGCCGACUGAGUAAGAAAAAAAGCCGACAGAGGGCUUCCUGUCCCGGCAUACAGCUGGUGCAAACAGCGGUGCUGGGAGAAAUAAAGCUGCAGAUGGCAGCUGUUGCAGCCCCGCUAUUUCUCUUAUCUCGCCCAGCACGUCAAAUUUCCGUGUUUACAUUUCAAAAGGAGACACUUAACAGCUCACUGUGGAGCAAUAUUCCUGCAUCACUAUACCCUUUAAAAACAGGGAUCAAACUUGUAGUGUGAAUAUCUAGUCUGUGUCUGAGAGUAAGUUCACUUUAACACAGAUCCUUUGGCUUAAAUAAUUUUUACAUCAUACAGUUGAAUUGCAAAAAAAGCACAGGACUGUCUCCGGCUUUAACCAGGCAAUUACAAACACAUGUAACAACAUUAGCCUUUUGUGGUGGUUGUGGCAGUGAUCAAUUGGCACAAGUCUUUGCUUGUGGUAAAAGAAGUUUAUAGAUAGACAUACAAAUACUUGAAAAUGCUGCUGCUGACACUGCUGGAUUUUAUCAGUCCAAAUAGCCAAUUACAUCCCAAGUCUAUUGGGAUUUUUUGAAAAGGCAACUAAAUCAUUCAGAUAAGUAUAGUGGAGUUAGUUAUUAUUGUUGUUUUUUUCCCUUUUUCACAGUAAUCCCCUCUGAAAUAUAACGGACUAAAGUGAAGAAAGAGGUUUACUGAAUGGAUAGACUGAACUACAUAAAAUUAUCUGGUAUUUUAGAACCUGAGAACUCCACACAGUUUUCACAUAAAAAUAUUAAUAUCUCUUAAAGCAAGCCCUUUACAGAACUAUCAAUUUAAAGAGAAAAAAAAACAAUGAGCUGAUUACUGUGUGGUAAAAUGGCAGCUUUAUGACAGAACAGUUCUUGCAAUUAUAGAGAGUACAUCAUCAUUUUCUGCGUUAAGCAGAUAUUCAACUACUUGGAUGCCAUGACUCUGAGUGAUCACUCCUCUGAGGUGAUGAGCACAUGUGAUUAGGUGUGUUCAGAGACACUCUUGUCAUCACAUAGCAGUUAUAGUGAUCAUAAGGAUUUAGACUUAUUUUUUUUUUUUGGUAUGAUAGGCAGAUUCUCAAGUUUGGACCCAGGCAAGCAAGAAACUCAAAUACCUAUUGACUAUUCACUAUUUCUCUGGUUAGUAGAAUUUUCUAGAGCUUUGUUUAAAUGUAUAACAUCAGCCAUGAGAGAUACAAAGAUAUAAUCAAGCUUCUAGAGUUACCUUAUUGUUUGAUUUUGUUUUCAUGUGCGUAUAUGUGACUCACAGGUCAAAGUCUUCAUUUUAGGUUACUUUGAUUGUUUCUGCAUCAUCUUGUGAUUUCUGGGGAUUGAUGUCACUUUUGACAACCAAUAAAAGGGUAAAUAUGUGCAAAACAGAUACAUAUGGGCUAAUGUGCGCAGUUGUUACAGUAAAGCUGAUCCUUUAAUUAAAUGUAGAGUGUACAGGGGUAGAUUUUAGAGGGAAAGUACAGCUUCUGUGGUUGUAUGGGAAGAGCUGCAGGCAGUGUCAUUUCAGUUCUCUUCCCUCUCUUCACGACACAGUUCCCCAUCCUAUACUGCACCCCUAGCCAUAUUUUGCUAAGCUCGACUAUACUGAACUUUCUCUGUGUUUUUCCCCCUGCAGGGUAUCAUACUGGGUCCUUAACUUUUCUGCUGUGUCAUCAUUUGAAUGGUUAAGGGAGUAGAGUUAUCUGCAGGAAUCAGAGCUCUCUCAUAUCUGGAUUCUUCAAAAAACACAAACCUUGAACAGCAUAGGAAACACUGCGUUAUUUUUAACCUCAUUGCACGUAUGCUUACAUGAAUUAGGGAGGAAGAUCAUGAUAAAUCGUGCAAAAACAUAUACAGUUGCAAUAGAAAACUUGAAAGAGCUGUAUAUGCACACUCAUAUCCUGGUCUGAUUCAGGCUGUGUCAGCAAAAUGAUCUUUUCUUCUCUUCCCCUGUCUCAGGCAAAACUGCACUUAGCUCUUGUUACCCAACACUUUAUUACUGUUUUUGCACAAGACGAGUCACUGAAGAAAUGCUGCAAUACUCAUGAAAUGAUGUUAAUUUGAUGGUGCAAAAAGCGUAUAAAAGAAUAAAAACAACAACAAUCUAAUCAAUCAAUCAAUCACCAUCAUUAAAUUGAGGGCUACGGUUGUUGUCCCUGUGUGGAUCAGGUCAUCAUGCAGUUUUGUGGAUUUAAAAAAAAUCAGGGGCAAGUAACCUUUUACAUGACUAUCUAGUGAGCUACAAGUAGGAGAAAGAUGUGUGUUGAUGUUUGAUGAUCUCAAACCCAACUAAAUUUAAAUGACUAUACAAUUUAAAACUAUAUAAAAUUCUUGCCCUCCGUUGCUUUUAAGCCAUCUAUAUUGAUAUUUCUCUGUUUACACACAAUCAUGUCCUCUUGAAUGCAUCAUAAAAAGAGAAAAAAACGGACUUAGCCAUAUCAGUUUUUGUUUUGGUCCCAACUCAAAGUAUGAGAGUCACAGGACCAGUAAGCAGCACAGCAGUCAUUCAGUAAGGAUAUUAUUGUAUCAGGCCCUUUCUGAAUAAACACAAGAGAUCUUUCACAACACAAAGUUCUAAAAGAAGAGUUUCCAGUGUCCCAGGUCCACUGAGGAAAAGGCUUCUACUCUUUUGAUUUACUAGCUCUGAGAACUGCUUGCAUAAAGCCUGUAUUUGGUAGACUGUUGUGCCUGCUGCACCUGUCUGUUGUGUUGAUAUUGAAUACCAUAGUAGGCCAUCAGUAUUGGCUGUGGUUCCAUACUCUGACUGCUAACAGUGUGUGUGUCUGUGUGAAUGAGUGUGUUCUGAGACUGGACUGUUCGACCAAGACAGUAGUGACUAUAAAACUUGACUUUGAGGGAGAACAGGCUGGGCGUACCGGACCUGGUUGAACAGACUAAUCGACAGACCUCAAACAUACUGGUUAAUGAGAUUAGAUUUUUCUGUUGUUUCUUCAUUAUUACUCAUCUUUUAUCUUUUGCUGUGACGGCAAACUGUGCUCUCAAGAAAAGAUACUCCAGCUAAAGUGGAUUUAGAGACUUGGGACUGAGCAGUUGAACCACAGAUACUAAUGGUAGCGCUGUUUUUGUACCCUUAUACUGUAAGGGGAUGGCAUUAUGCUUAAGAGGCUUCAGUAUGUCAUAAGAUAUCCCCCUGCACCCUGGUGGACAGUCUGCCUCUGUUAGCUAUAAAUAUAUUUCUAACUGCAUUAUCAUUACUGUGUGUCUCUAUGGAAAAACAUUGAAAUCCUGAUGAUUAAUGUGCCUGCAAUGCUGUUGUCAUCUUCUAUUUGUCAGUGUACCAUAACUCUACGAACAGCCGCAGUAAGACAGACUUUUGUGUAUAAUAUAAAUGAGCAGGGAUCACACACAGGUGCCCUGCUCGCUCCCUCAUCCCCUCCUCAAGCAGAAGAGGGGUGCUACACUUAAGCCAGCAGCUCAUUUUACAUAUCUGCUAUUAUUUAAGAUUCUCAGGAAACAGAGUAAAUAAAGAUGACAAAUUUAGGGAAACUUUUAUUAAACGUGUUUGUGAACAAUCAGUGUAAGCUAUGAUGUACUAGCCUGGCUGGGCCAUCCAGUUGCGUGAAUCACUUGCCGUUCCUUCCCAGAACAGUCUGGACUUCGGCCUAUUGGAAGCGUGUAUUAGAAAUCAGAAAAUAACCGGGCCAAUCAGUGACUGUGUUUCCACUGUUCCCCUGACAACAGUGAAAUGCAGCCCCUGAUUGGUCCAUGUGUAGAUGGGAUGGUGAAGUCUAACACAUGCUGCGGGACUUUUCAAAGCGCCGUUAAUUCUGCAGUUGACUUUGCAAAGUCGGCAGAAAUCAUUUAUAUCCGCAGAAGAAGACGUAAAAGACAUUGUUUGCUUGUACACGUUGAAAUAUUACCAAACCUUUACUUGAUGCUUGAGAGCCCAGCAGGGAACACAGUUGCGCACUGUGAUGACGUCAGAUGUUUGGUUAGGGUGAUUGGUUACAGUAGUCUGUCUAUCAAGGAAAGUACUCCCGCCCACUUUUAGGGCUCCCAGUUGGCCGAAGUCCAGACUGUUGUGGGAAGGAACGGCAAGUGAUUCACGCAACUGGAUGGCCCAGCCAGGCUAAUGAUGUACUGGCAAACUAGCAUCUUGUGCUAACUACCUUAACCAGGCUGGAUAACAAGCUGCACAAAUGAGCAGAUUGCAUGUUGCAUUUAUACGUAACAAUCAAGAGUUUGAAAAUGUAUCGGACCCCCGGCUCUCCUCCCACUUCGACUAAUAAUUUUGUAUGUAUAUUUCCUUAUAAUACAGACUCAUAUCAGUCACUGUUUAGCCAUGCUACUGUUGCUCAUCAGCUCUCCUUAAUGCCUGUUAAUGCUCAUUAAACGUGUAACUGCACUCUCCAGGCUCCCUCUGUCCCUGUUCUAACACACACACACACCUGAUCCUCUUGCUCACAGUCAGCUUUAGUAAAAUUGUUUUCUGCACUCUUAGUUUUGGAUCAUCGUCAGAUAUGCUUCACCGCAAGCGGAUCACAUUUUGACACGAAUGAAAUCACUAGUGAAACUUAAACUGUGAAUUGCGUUGUUUGGUUGAUUUUUAUAAAAUAUACUGUUGAUAGCUUUUAUCAAGAGAGAAAACACAUACAGGGCAAAAACAGUAGGAGGUAGGGCAGGAGCAGUCACGGUGUUAGAGGUGCAGGCUGAGUGUGUGUUGGUAUCUGGGUGUGUAUUAAGAAGAGAGCUGUAGGGAAUGAAGACGAGCAGAUCAUUGUUUGCCAACAAAUAUUAGCAUCACUCACCAGGAGAAUAAAAAGAACAUAAUGGUGAGCUGCUGAGUUGAGUAAUGCUUAGAGUCAGAGAUCUUUAUUUGAUGAGCAGCUUAUGCAACUUUAUUUACCACCAUGGACAGCAUACUGGCUUAAGUAGUGGGCAGUGUACCAAUCUCAGUCCUAUUACAAUGGACCACAACAUGGAUUUUGCAAUAGUGUCACCACUGGUUUGAAUGCAUAGUUUGUCUUUCACCCAUGUUACGAUUGAUGAUGUAGCUUUACUUCUCCCAACACAGAUGCAGUCACGGUGUCGGGUUUAAAAAAAAAGUGAUGAAAGCUGUGUCUCCUUCUUGUGUUUGAGUGAGUGUCAGUGUUAGCAAUGUAUAAGUGCAUUUGGGCGCAGCAGUCAGGUAAGCUAGUGCUCUUUUCUCUCAAAGUUUAAUGUUUCAUUUCUGACAGACUUUUCACAUUAUAGUCCCUGGUUAUUUUGUUGUUGACAUACCUCCACUCUGAAACAGUGACCUCAGUAAAUGGCACAUUUUCAGCAGUUGCUUAACAUGGCAAAAUACAGAGAGGGAAGAAGCAGAAAGAAAAGUUCAAAACACAGAGAUUUUACUUGAAAAGUAUGCGAUGACCUCUAGUUUCAGGCACAGACAUAAGGGGGGAUUGUAGUAAGUGGACAUAUGUUAACCUGGGUGAUCCCUGUACAUUUUGUAAUACCCUGAUAAAACACAUUCACUGCACUAAAACUAUAAUUUAGUUCUGUGAUGUAAAUUUUAAGUCCUGUAACCCACUUAUACCACACUUAUGAUGCCAAACUGACUAAAUACUGUUAUGAAACAUGCACAUCUGUCAAGGAUUACUGACUGAACAACUGCACAGUGGAUGUAUUCCUGUUAACCCCUUUUAACCAACAUUAACAGUCCUGUCAGACAACGUCACUUCUUAACCUCCACCUGAAGCUGUCAAGAACCUCCUGCAACUGCUCCUGCAGCCUUUGGAGGUCGUUCAUUUCUCCUCUCCUGGCACUCACAGGCUCCCAAAAGACCACGUUUACUUGAGUUCAAAGCUCUUGUCCUAAUAUGAGUACAGCAAGUAGGCAGCAGCCGGACUCUGGAACAGAAGUUAUAAAUAUAGUUGAAAAAUGAUGAAUGAAAAUAUGAAAAAGGGGUUAUAUGAGAACGUACAAAUGUGAGAUUGGACUGGAGGGCUGCAGAGAGGUGGUUGACUGUCUUUCCAGAGUGUUUGAAUGGCAGAUCCAGGCUGCACCGAGAUAGUUGUGGUGUUGUGUGUACAGCUGUUGCAAAUGCUCUUAUCUGUGAAUCUUUUGCUCAUUUCCUGUUGCAUUUACUCUGUUAAGUAUCAUAUACUGAAUGACGUGUGGUUUAGGGUUUGUAGUCUGUGAAGAGGUAUUAUAGGCAAUUUUUUAGUGACCAAUAUCUGUGGUCAAGUCUUUUUCCUUUGUAGACUCUUUAGAGGGUUUUUUCCUGUAAGAUUAGGUGCGCAAGUUGCUCAGUUAAGUUUGGGCGGUUGAAAAUGAAUAUCUAAUGAUCAUGCCUCUUUAAAAGCUUGAUUACCAUCUUUGUAUCAUGCAGAGUAUACAUGAUAUUAUUUAUUAGAAAAGUGAUUGACAAUGCAGUUAACUAUGCAGAAUCAGAUAGUGAACAACCAACAGAUAUCUGAGUGUUUUUCUCUCCUGGGUCCAGACCUGAGAAUCUGCAGAUAACACUGAGCGGGUUGUUUCAUUUUAACAGAGGGUAAAGGGAGUUAGUUCAGAUUCAGUCUGAUAUCAGACCAGACUCUGUCUGGCCCAAGCUUUAUUAGGAGUGUGAAUCUCAAAAAAAAAAUAGCUAACAAAUAAAGAGGUGGAGGGCAGCGGUUUGGAGAAUUUGGAGGCCCCAAGCAAAGAACAACGUUAGGCCCUGACUGAAUUUGCCUGUGGUGUUUGAGAUGGACUUAGAAUUUUCCAUGUUAGCUGAUGUUAUGGCACAAGAGAGUCUUACCAAGGUAAGAAAUGUUUGUUUACACUGUGAAGAAGAGUAGAAGAUACUGUCAAAAUAAUGCUUGGUUAAACUGUGGUUGCUUUUAUGCUCACUGUAAUUUAACACAGCGCUGUGUUUUAGUGAGUCACACACUCGAGAACUUGAAAGAAGGGUUAGACUUUGUUUAUCCUACCUUUAGCUGUAGUCGGUUAACUAACUUAGUUUUUAUGUUUUUCUACCACGUCAAGAACCAGCAGACUGGUUUUGAUAGCCACAUAGACCGAGCUAGUAACAAAUGAGGCUGCACUGAAUUACUGUUUAUUUAAAAUAGUUGUUGAGCAAUUUCUCAUUUACUUAAGGAAACUUUGACAGAAGUAUUACAUGACAUUAUGAUAAGUUCAAUAUCACAAAACUUCAUUAUGAAGAAGUUUCAAAAUAAACAUGGGAGUGGGUGUCUUUUCUAGUAACAGGGCGUGAUCCCCCCCAUGUCUUCUUCUGUGGUACCAGUCAAGUCACUGUCAUCAAUUGUGUGUUAGUGUGUGACCAUGCUGGCGAGAAUGGGUGAGUAGUGCCAGGAAGGAGAACAGGGUGCACUGGGGAGAUGGUAGAUGCUUUGUCCACAAGGACCCUGCAGGAUCUACCAUCUAUCAUUCAGUAUUAUUCAGAUAGCUGUCCUACCACUGCUUAAUGUCCUUGGAGGGCAUUGGACAGCUACUUGUCCUCUCACUCCACCAUUGUUUCCCUUUAGCUUUAAGCUGGUUCUAGACAUUUUCAAGUGAUGUGAUUUGACAAGGCACAUCUCACCAGUCAGUUUGUAGGAGUGGGAACCUGAUUGGUUACAGUGGUGGGGCAGAGGAAACUACUUUGUCUUCUUCCUCAUCAUUGUCGUGGUUUGCUGCUCUGACUUGAGGCUGAUGACCAUCAACCAUCAACAGGGUCAUAUGAGGAGCACAGGUUUGACUUGUUGACUUCUACAUGGUGAAGCCUCACUGAGAGAUUUGGGCAUGUUUAGGCAAUCAUGCUGGCACUGAUGCUUUGGGGAUAACCCCUAAAGGGAUUAUGGAGAGCCAAGCUCCUCUCUUGCUGCAGUGGGGAAUCUGGGUAGCCACACUGGGCAUGCAAUUACAUGUCUGCAACAUAGGUGCCUAGGGCCCACCCCUUUCUGAUGUUGAAGUCCAGCUAGCUUGUUCCAGCUCUGUUAUGCAAACAGCUGCCACCCAAAUUGGCCGUGUAACGUUAAAACAAGGGUCUUGCUGAAGCUGGAUCGUGGACUUUAAGAAAAUCCCUUCCCUCCACUGCCAAAGCCAGAUAGACGGAAGCUUGGAUGUUGUUCCUCCCCUUAUGCAAUCCUGCCAACUGGAACAGUGCGAGGUAUGGCUCUAACAGUGUUGUUCCAUCUAAGUUCUGCAGCUUGGCCGACGUUGCUGGCUGCAGAUGCCAAAGAUUCUGCCAAGCUGCUGCAUUAGAAAGCCAGGGGUUUUUGUUACUCCCAACCACCAGGAGGAUAAGUUGCUGUGGUGUGCCAGGGCCUCAGUCUUCCUGGUUGCCAGGGGUAGAUGAGCCCGCAUUGCAGGUACUCCUGGCUGACGGGUGGUGGAGCAAUGGUACACUAGAACCAUCAGGUGAUACUGGAAGGCUCUUAUCACUAAUUGGCUCCAGCUCCUGAAUCUCUCUCUGUCUUCUUUGCUCAAGCUCAAUUCCACUUCUGGCACCUAAAUAGUAAACUGGUGAGUUGAAUAUAUCUCACUGUCUGAGAGCUUCAUUGAAUGAGAAGUUUCUGUGCCACACACAGCAGGAGCCAGACUUAAGAGACAAAACGCCAGCCAGAGGUCCUUGUGAAUAAGUGAGUUUCCCCUUUGCCAGUGAUCAUACUAUAAGUUUUUUUUUAUCUUUCUCUUUGUGAGACCAAAAUUGCACCAGGCUCUGUUGAAUGGAUAAUCAGAGUACUAUCUGAGGCUCUCCCGCAGUCACAAAGAUGCUGCUCUGUUAUUAGAAGCAGAUUUUCAUUCAGAAUUUAUUCAAACAGAUUGUUUAUUGAAUGUCGUUGCAGUCUCAGAUAAGGAAUUUGCAUUCCUUUGCUUUGAUAUUUAAUGCUAAAUUGCAUGAUUGUCCAUUGUAAAUCUAUGAUUCAUUGCAAUCGCUUUUCUAGGUUUCCCCAUGCCUAAUAAGAAACAGUCCAAAAGUGCUCUGUGGGGUGCUUCCAAGGUGAAUGAAACAUUAAAACUUUUUGUUUCUGGUGCUUUUUAAAACUCCUUAGGUAGCUGCUCUCCUGAAGGAUUUAACAUCAAAAGUGCCCUUUGGCCCUUCCAGUGGAUAAGAUAAAAAGUGGUCACUGGAUGUCCUUCCAGUGGAUAAAAUGUAAAAACCUCUGAUUGUUCUUUCAGGGGUUAAAUGUAUGAAAGUACUGUCUAGCUGCCCUUCAAGCAGAUGUAAAGUGAAGGUGCUUUCUCGAUGCUCCCUCCAAUGAAUAGAAACUAAAAACAAGACUCAUAGAUCAUCUGAUUUUGUUGAUUAGAUUUAAAAAUUGCCUUUCCAGAUGCUUUUCCACUUGAUGAAAUGUAAAACUAUUAAGAUGCCCAUCUGUUGGAUAAAAAUAGCCUAAUAGAUGCUCCUCUAGUUGAUAAAAUGUUUAGUAAUAGCUCUUUUGAUGCUUAUGCAGUGGGUAUGUGGGGAAAAAAAGUGUCAUCUGGAUCCUAUUUCUGUAAAAAAAAAUCUGAAAAAACUGCACUAGGAAUUCCUUUUGGUAUUAAAAAAUGCUUUCUGCUUUGUUGCAGUUGAUGAAACAUGAAAUAGUGCCCUCUGGUUGUUCUUCCAGUGUAUAAAGUAAUUUUAAAAUGUACCCUUAUGAUGCUAUUCUACUAUACAGAGCAUUUAAAACAUACAAUCUGGGAGCCUCUUACAUAAAAUGAGAAAAAACAGCUCUCUGAAUGUUGCUCCAGUAAAAUAAAGGUAAAAAGUGUCCUCUGGAUGCCCUUUUAACGGAUCAACACUGAUUAAGUGCCCUUUUUGUAACUUAACCUCAGUGUUCAUCAUGUGUUUCAUUGGCAUGCAUAAUUUAUGAGAUUAAUAUCCUGACAAUUAUUGUUAAUUUAAUGUAGUCAGUCAGUCUAUUCUGUCAUUUGAUUUACAUUCAACAACCAUCAUUUGUUGUCACCAUGGAAAUCUUUGUAUCACCAUCGUUGAUGCCGUUGUCCUCAACAUGUCCAGUAUUAAUAUUAAUAAGAAUAAAGGUGUUAAGAAAAAAUCUGAGUCUACAACUUUCUUAAUGCAGAAAAGGACUCUGCUGAUGGUAUGCAGCUGUAUCACUCAUUCCACCACUGAGGGCUACAGAGGAGAAAAGUCUGCUUAGUGACCUACAGCCCUGAUGUAGGAUGAGAGGUUCAGUCCUGCUUUGGACUUGACACCGAGUUGUUCAAGCCAUGAGGGUUGUGUCAUCUGGUGGAAAUGAGGAAAAGAGUUACGUAGCUGGAAACAACAAUGAUAUGAGAAACCCCUCAGAGCGGGUCAUUGCAUCGUGGUUUAUACUAAGAAGAGAAGGGGACCAGACUCUGACAGUCCUGUUGUAAAAGCCAUGUUGUUGGGACACUCCUCUUUUCUUGGGGUGACUCCAAGUUAGUAGUAAAUGCACCAGUUCAAGAUAAGGAGUUGAUGUUGUGCUUCACUUCAGGGUUGUUGACUUUUGGGAAAGUUGUGUGCAGAGAGUUUGACGACAUUGGGUCAAAUGGACAGAUGGUAGGCUGAGAGUUCAGUAGAAGUGUGGAGGCUUCGGCCCCUGAGGUUUGAUGGUCCAGACGCUUUUUAACCUAAAGGGAACGAUAGAAGUUUUUGCUGAUAAGGGCUAAAGCCAUUGGACUCUGGAUUUAUGCUACUUUCUCACCAUGGCCUGAGCUCUGCCCAGCUGCCCUGCUCUUUGAGGAUUUCAGUGAACCAAAGAGAGGCUUGACACUUGGGGGCAGAGUUUGUCUGCCAGUGAGUAAAAGAGUUUGUCUGUGGCCAAGUUUUCAGAGGUAGAGCAGAAUUUUUUAGGGGGAGGCAUCUUGGCAAGGUUUAGAUAGCUAGGUCUGUGCGAAGAACCAAAUACUUCAGCGUAAUGAUGCUGUAGAGGAGCUCUAAGAAACCAUAGUAGGGAAACAGUGAAAGAAAUAAAGAAGUGAUCUGACAGGUGAAAAAGGAUUACCACAAGUACCACCCAAAAAAAUUAAAACUAUCACGCUUUUUUGUCUGUAUUUUCAAUCAUAGAAAAAUGGUGUGUACAUUUAAUUUUACAAGAAAGCUGGUUAAGAGGGGAAUUAGUCUGUCUGAAAUCGCAAACACAGUUGUACACUCUGUUCAGGUGUCACACACACCAAGUGAGUACAUUUGUUACCAUGUUUGUGUUCUGAGACUUUACAUCGUGAUAGUCAGCGGAGAGUGUGCAGGAGUUUACUUUCAUUUUUUUCAACUAAAAUUUGUGCCUUUGAAGAAACAUCUUUUAAAAGUAACACAACACCAUGGAAGUGUAAUCUUUUAAAGUUGAAAAGUAAUACACAGAAACAUUAUAUCAGUAUGAUACUUGAAAGUCAGGGGUCAAAGUAGUCAUUAUCAGAGGAGGCAGGAAGGAGAAAUAGAUUAUAUUUAUAUCUGGGUGGAGCAGAUAUCUCACAACACCUACAUUAAUCAGUGCAGUUGGUGUUGAAUCCAGGUUCUAGUCAGAUGAAUGUCAGACAGUUUUACAAGUGCUCUGAUUAAUUCUGUUUUUUUUUUUUUUUGCAACAGAUUAGCAGGUCCAAAGUCUACUUGUAACACAGGGCAGUCAGCAGGAGAGGUUUUUAGGGGUCUCAGUAUCUAUUGGAGAAAUGCUUUUUCUUUACCCAUGUAGUGUUAAACCAUAUGUUGUUUUUAAUAUUCAAACUGCCACAUGCACAUGUGCAAUCACAGGAUGUGCAAUGUCAUAAAGCCUGAAACAUCUAUAAGUCAUAGGGUUCAAAACAUGCAAUGCUGUCACCACUUCCUCAUUUCCUGAUUAAGAGCUACACAAAAAGUCUGCCUGAUCACUUUCUUACAGCCUUGAACAGAGAGCUGACCUCCGUGCAUGCGGUCUGUUUUUUUUUUUUUUAAAUCAAUCUUUAUUUAUAUAAAGUAAGUAAAACACAAGCAAAGAAGGGGACAUCAUGAGUAGGUAUAACUUACAACUUAUAAUUACUGUGUGCACUUUGAGAGUGUGAUUAAGCUUCUCUCUAUAUCUGUCUGUUUUGUAGGAUGAGUUUCAUCCGUUCAUUGAGGCUCUGCUACCCCAGGUCCGUGCCUUUGCCUACACAUGGUUUAACCUCCAAGCCAGGAAAAGGAAAUACUUCAAAAAACAUGAGAAAAGAAUGACAAAAGAAGAAGAGAGAGCCGUUAAAGAUGAACUGCUGGGGGAGAAGGCAGAGGUGGGACAAAUGAAAAUAGGAGAAAGACCUUUCAACUUUGAUUUGUAAAUAUACUGUAAAUUGCAGUGACUGGACUCAAAGCUAUUGUAACACAAAUUCAAUGAAUACUAAAUACAAGAAUAGCAAUGGACACCAAUUCCUUGAUGAUAUCAUUCUUUCCCUAGGUCAAACAGAAGUGGGCUAGUCGUCUUUUGGCCAAGCUAAGAAAGGACAUUAGACCAGAAUGCAGGGAAGACUUUGUCUUGUCAGUCACUGGGAAGAAAGCUGCAUGCUGCGUCCUGUCAAAUCCUGACCAGAAAGGCAAAAUGAGACGCAUAGACUGUCUCCGACAAGCUGAUAAGGUGAACUUGAUUCUGUCUGAUAGGUCAUAGUUUUUUCUCGCAACUUUUUUAAGUUCCACAUUCACAUAAUUCAGAUUUCCUAAGAAAUGAAGUACCGUAAAGUUUGACAGGUGUUGAAUUCAGGCAGUUUGCAAAAGUUUGUGAACAAUUAUUUUUUGUAAUGGAAGUCAAGUUUGGUGUAACAUGUUGGAAUUUAGUAUCUGUGUAAGUAAUUAAAGCAUGUUAACUGUUGCAGCUAUGUAAAGAACAUUCAAUUCAUAAUGGCACUACAGGAAAACAGAACAUGAAAGUAUUUCAUUUUAAAAAUAAUUAAAAAUAUUUUACUUCUGUUUAUAACACAGUGUAAAUACUAGUAAGUCAGUUACAUCUACAGACUUUUCCAUAAACAUAUGAAGCCAUAACUGUGAAAUGAAUGCAAGCAGUUGUUGUAUGAUUUCAUGGUGUGAUGAGCUAUUAUGAUUAAUUUUUGUAAGUCAGUGUUCAUUGUGUCUUGUCUUUCCAAGGUGUGGAGGUUGGAUCUGGUGAUGGUAAUUCUGUUUAAAGGAAUCCCGUUAGAAAGCACAGAUGGAGAGCGGCUGAUGAAGGGAAGCCAUUGCUCCAAUCCAGUCCUCUGUGUCCAGCCUCGACACAUCUCUGUCUCUGUCAAAGAGCUUGACCUCUACCUCGCUUACUAUGUACAGGAAAGAGGUAUGAGCCACACAUUUCCAUGUAUUUCUUUAUCAUCAAUGUCUUUUAUCAUCUUCUUUUUCAGAAUCAAACGACUCAAUAUACAUGUCAAUCCCAGGUCACUAAGUGUUGCCAGCACAAAAAUAAUGUUGUGGUAACUGUCAUUAAUACAGAUGAAGUACGCCAGGAUGCUUUGCUCUCAUUUUCAUUCCUUCAUAUCAUUCCUCCUCUCUCAUUAUCUCUGAAAUUGUCUCUUUGUUAUACCUCAAAGCUGAUUGUGAUGUUGGGAAUAUCCAGGGUUCAAAUUACACUGUGGCUUUUGGGGGAGCUCGAUUUUCUGGUGUACAUCACAACUUCCCAAGUCACAUGCAAACAAGUGAGAACAGCACUUUAGUCUUUAUUACAGCAGGCAGUCAGUCAUUACAACAGAGGGGAUUAGCUUUAUGAUACUGUAUUAAACUUGUACUGAUUUUGUAAUAUUAGUAUUUUUAUAAUAUAAAAUCAAAAACAAAAGUUAAAUAGAAGAAACUUCAGUAAAGUUCAACAAUCCCAGUCUUGUGUGUUCAUUGGAGAACCUUUACAUGUUAACUGGCUGUCCAGCUCUGUGCAAACGUGCAGAAGAUAAGAUAAGAUAUUCCUUUAUUUGUUCCACAUGGGGAAAUUCCAAAAUUUACAACAGCGAUAAAUAUUAAAGAGAAAUUAAAGAAUGAAAAAAAAUUAGAGUUAAAAAUAUAAGAAAAGAUUUAUACAUGAGUGUUAUUUACAGCUGUGAUGUACAUGUUGAUAUAAAGGGCAGUAAGGGCAGUACAUCAAAUAUUUCUAUUAUUCUGCUUUUAUUGGACAAUGUUGCCAGUUAGAUGAUGAAUCAGUGAAAAAACAAAUACCCAGGAGUGAUAUUUUGUUGUUAUUGAUAGCGCCAAAGUUGAACAGUUUUAAAGAACUCUGGGGGUGGUCCACCUAGACACUGGCCACACUCCAUCGAAUCAUGAUAUGCACAAAAGUGCAAAGUACAUCACGGCUUGCAGCUUUAAUCUUUGUCUGUGAUUACAAAAAAGAGGAAUUUUACUUAGGAUUAGAAGUUCUGUUGACAACCACAGACACCAAAAUAAGUGGCUUCUUCUCAGGUGGCAAAUAACACCACAAACAGCGCUGUCCAUGGUGCUGACACAGUAUACAGUGUAUACAGUACACUGUAUAUUAAGUCAGUGUUAUUAAGGCAAGAUUGUUUAUUUGAAUUUCAUACAUUUCACUGAUCACUCAGAAUACCGUGUAAAAACACAGUGUAAUUAACAACUGGAUUGAGUCAUCACCACAAAUGUCAAACAUGAAAUCCUACUGACGUUAGGCACUGUGUGUCAGUCUUAAUUUAAUGUUGUACGAAUGGUUCAUCUGAAUGCAGUUUGCUUAACCUUGGAGAAGAGUCACCAAGAUGCAAAGGAGAAUUGUUUCAGUGUAUAGACGGGUUUCUUGUUUACAAACAAUACUAGGUGCGCACGCAACCAUGGGGCAAAAGCCUGUUUCGGAGUGAACUGAUAUCAAAAAAGAUGCCGUAUUGUUUGCAAGUUCUCCCUAACACAAUUGCUAUAAAAUGUCAUUUCAUUGAAAAAUCGCUUUGCUGAAAUGUCCAUGAAUUUCACUCAAUUUACCAGGUUGUGACGUUGUUUUAGAUGUUUCUAAUAUCAGGAGCAGGAUCGUAAUGUUUGCCGAUUGUUUGUUUUGCCGAUUCGUGCAGUUUACAGCAGAACAGCUCCUUCUCAUUUUCUUUCUCAGUUGACCCCGCUAGUAAACAAAACAGAAAUGUUCCGCUCUCUGCCCCCUGGCUGCGUGUGCGUACCUGCGAUGACGUUGCACAAAAAACCCGUCUAUUGUGGCAGUUAUUCACACCGUUGACUGAGCUAUCAUGUUAGUCCACACUUAGUGUACUUUUAAUUGAAACUGAUUUAACAUUUCGUAAGUAAAGUAGGAAUUUUUUGCCUCAGGUUACCUUUAUUUUGUUGUGUCAGUGUCAUAUAAUUAUUAUAAAUAUUAUUUUUAUGCACUAUCUCUUUAGUCAAAGACAUACAGAAUAGCUGUUUUUAGAUUGAGUACAUGCAGUGUAGUUUUCUACAGUUAACUUAUCAUCCACCUCAUCUUCUCCCCAUCAGACACUAUUUCUUUCUAUUUCUUCAUCUUAACGCUCCUGUCUGUCUGUCUGUCUGCCAGUUUGCAUGCGGAUAUGAGGAAGGAUCAGUGUGUAUGAAAAUCCUCCUUUACUGAGAAGUUGCUGACCUCUAACCCUUCCCUUUCAUCCUUUUGUACCUGAAUGCUCUGCAUCUCCCUUCCUGCUCUAAGCUGUUUAAGGCGAUGUGUAGUGAAUGAGUGGUAAUGUGAGCAAGACAGAGGGAGCACUGAAUGUGAGUGAAGCAGAGCACUGACCCAGUCUGACACUCUGCCUCAAUUUAAUGUUGUAUAUAAACAUUCAGGGUUGAAGACAGACCCCUCUCCAGGUAAAGGUGCCCUGGAUGACUGCCUCUAUCACCAGUAUGUACGUCACUUUGGAUAAAAGCAUCUGCUAAAUGACAUUGUAACAGUAUCUGAAGCUGGUCCUUCCCAGAGUUCUCCGACUCUGGAUAAAUAAGUCUCUGAAAACAGCGUGUCUUAGUGUCCAUUUUAUAACAAAGGCUUCUUUUGACAACUCCCCAUUGUCAGAAGUAUUUUUAUUAUUGGUUGUCGUGUUUUGAUUGUUGGCUGGUGGGGCAUUUAUACAGAGAAAUGUCUCAGUGUUAUGUUCUCUUAAGUGAGACAUUCAUGUCACAGACCUUCAGGCUUCUGAAUACUCUGUAUGGCUGUGCUCUUACCAAGGAUGCAAUAAAUCUGAUACCAGCCUGUUACUGACUUCAUUUGGUAUCAGUAACAAUGAAGCUGUUCCUUUCAUUUCACUAUUAUUGAUCUUUGUGUUAAAUACAUAGAUAACUGAGGUCUCAAGAGCAAGUGGCUUUUGACAAUAACUCACUGUGGGUGAGUCUCUCCAGAAGAUUGGUAAAGAGUUGCUUGAGCUGAGUUCCUUUUUUGCUCAUUUUUCUGUGGAAAACAUUUGUUUAAAUACUUUUAAUACUGCUGUGUCUCCAAACAACCAAAGAGGUGCAAUUUUUACAUCUGUUUUACUUUGUAGAUCCAGGAAAUGCCAAAGUCAAAGGAGAGUAGGCACCUCAGAACUGAGCUCAAGGAUGGCUUAAAUAUUUUAAGACAGCAUGACCCUUUGCGUGAUAUUAUUCUGCGAACUUUGAGCAAAAACACGUGAAAGCAAGGAGGUUUCUUAACCAAAGACUCGGUCUGAGACUAAGACUGAUGUUCAAAAGAAAAAAGGCAAAAAGCAAGGAGAUCAGAGAGAGGUCUGGCUUCAUUGUGGUAACAGCACAUCCAGUAUCAGUUAUUCUGACAAUAAAAUAUUUGUUUUUGGAUUCUUUUAGCCUGACGCAACGUGACGCACCCCAGUCAUGCCAUUGCAUUUGUGCAGAUUGCCUUAACAAAACAGAACUUGUCACUUAUCCCUUCAUUUAAAACACAGGGAUGAGUAAGCAAGUUGCAGAUGUAAGCAAAAACACUUGAAGAUUCGAGAGUUGUUAAUCUAUCUGAGAGAACAAUAUUUAAUGAUUUUUGAAGUGUGUGUUCCCCUUCAACCUUUACUUCUUCUAAACCUGUCCUGAGACAAACAAACAAACACACUCACUUAAAGAGUCAGCCUGUCCCAUUUGAAGUUAAUCUUCUCCCCUGUUGUUGUUUUAAGUUUAUAAAAAGCUCUGAUGUCAUUCAGAAAAAAUGCUCUUUUAUGAAAUGCUGUGACUUAUGUGGAAAUAAAAUCAAGCUCUGUAACUGAUAAGAAAAACUCUGCCGAUGAGAAACAAAAAGAAAAGAGGGAGAGCAGGCGUGUGUGUGUGUGUGCGUGUGUGUGUGCAGGCGUGUGUGUGUCUGUGUGUGUUAAGGGGGAUCAAGGUUAUCCCAGUAAGUAAGGCAAUAAACCCUGAACAAGGGUACAAUCAAAAUAGUUAGAAAUAACCUUUCAAAAAUAGGCUUGUGCACCGUGUCGAUUUGUAAUGCAGUUCUCCUCACAUUGUUGGUAUAUGCAGUUGAAUGUGAUUAAUCACAAAGCUUGUAAUUAUGCAGAUAAAGUUCUUCUUAUUGCUUAAUAGAACAGCACUUGUUUUAAGUAGAAGGAUCUUGGAAACUCACCUCUGCUCUUACUCAGUACAACUCUGUAGAGUACUCAACAACCAUCUCCUCUGCUAAAGGGAACUGGGGAAAUAGAUAAGCUUUGGCAGGUGGUGGAGGACAGAUACAGGAGCCGGUGUUACCUGGAGGUUUUGUGUGGAAAAGAGGAGGGCACAGAUAUCCCAGGUAUAUCUAUCUCAUAGGAUUAUCUUGUUGGUGAAACCUUUGUUUGGGAUAGUGUUUCAGAGAAAGUAGCAGGUAGGACGAAAAAAUGGGAAUAGAUUUUACUCUGUCCUUUAAAGGACAGAUAGUGGCCUCACAUAAUUUGGUGUCCUCAAUGCUGUCUGUACUGGCUAGUAUGCAUGGACCCUCUGUCAGAUCUGCUGCCUAGAAUGCUAGCUGGCUGCAUUAGAUCCCACAGGGCCUGCUUUUCCUCUUGAAGGACGAGGGGGGCAUGGACUUGUUCAUUUGCAGAGACUGUGCAGAGAUUCCUCUCUGGACCUGCUAAUCUGGUCUGGAAAUCUGAAGCCUGCUCCGUGGCAGGCAUGGUGGGCUGGGUCUGGCAGAGUUUUUGUAUGUGACGGAUUUUCUCUCUGAUCUUUGUGUAUUUUAGGUCCAUAGAGCCAACAACUUUUGAUUUCUUGAUGGGUCAGACUAAAAUGGCUUCAGGAAAAUUAGGUCAGGGAAUUCUUGAGACUGUGGUGCAAUUUUUUCCCCACUUUUAGUAGUGUGAUGAGUUGUGUUUUGGAAUUGUUUUGGGUUGAAUUGGGUCUAAUUUGUUUCUCUGUUUUUUUUUUUAAUUGAUAAAAAUUAAAGUGGUUUAAAAAUAAAAACCUCUCUGUCUUGUCCUUUCUGUCUCUUACUCUGUGUCUGUCCUUCUCUCUUCAGAGGCAGAGCAGAGCAGUAGUCCAAGUCGUACAGGAGUGGGCUCUGACCAGGAGGACAGCCGAACUGCCACCAUGGGUAAUGUAAAGACCCCUCCAUUGUAGAGGACCCUUUUUCAAAAAAAAUUGUUGGCUGGUAAAAUAUGAAGAUGGGCAUGGUUCACAAAUGAUCCUGUUUUUUGAGGUUCACAUCCUUUAGAUUCAUCACGUGUCUUCAUAUGAGGUUAUUUUGUUUGUUGUGAUGAAUGAUUGUUCUUUUCACAGAUAAUAAAGUUGUUUUUUUUUAACAUUUUGUAUAAAGACGGACGGUGAUCAACAACAUGUCCAUCAUUAAUCAAAUACAACUGCCUUUAACUGUAACAGUUAUAUGACUCAGUUUGAGGCAAUAAUUAGAUUUUUUUGCCAAAUCAUUUGAUUGAUUGAUUGAUCUCUUAGUGAAAACACAGUAUGAGAGUGGCUAUCCUUAUUCGUCUGUAUUAUAACUUGACUGCAAAAGGUUUUGGGAUUUCAGAUUAAGAGUAAGGUUAGGACAGAGUGGUCAAAUGAAGUAUGAUUCAGCUUGAGUUAACAUUACGUCGGCAUCAUAGAAGGGAUAAAAUGUCAUCACCAUGUGCUGUGCAUCAUGUACAACUUAAACUGUGUAUACUGAUACCUCUGACAUCUGGAUUGGUUUAUAUAAACUGACUCUCUCACUUACAUGACCUGAUCCGUACCUUAUUGCUGCUGUGUUUCUACAGAUGGUCCAGAGUUCCAAGAGAGUUUCGUGACAUCAGGAGUUUUCAGUGUAACUGAGCUGGUCCAGGUCUCAAGAAGUAGGUUCUCUUGAAAACAAACUUUUAGGCUUAUCGAGUUUUACUGCCACCAUCAUUUUAAACACAAACCUGGCUGAGCUGAAGUUUGUUGUGUGAUUACAAACAUGGCCGUUUGAAAACUUAACAUAGACAACACAAAACUUUGUGUCAGCCAGACUUCACACUACAAGACUUCAAGUUGCUUUGAAGAGAAGCAGUUCUCUCGAGUCUGAGGAAAAAUUUAAAUGAAAAUGAAAUUCACUGAUGGAUAUUUAGGGGAAAGACAUUUACCCAAGAUGCCAUAUAGACACAUUUAUCCUGCCAACAUAAAACAGAUGACACAAAGUGUAACGUUGUGUUUGUCAGUGUAAAAUGGUAGAAAAUUGUCUAUACAUCAUCAGAAAUCCUUCAAUAGGAAAAUAAUCUCCUUUUAUUGGCUUCACACUACACAAAAUUGGAUGGCAGACAAAAAUGUAACAACAAGAGCAGAUUUUCUCAAUCAAAGUAACUUAGACAAUAUGAUAUGAUAUUCUGGUUGAAAUCAGAGGCAGGGAUCCAGUUUUUUAUGUGACAAUGUGUGUGUGUUUAAAACAGUCUGUGUCCUCUUUGUGCGUAGCACCUGUAGUCACAGGAGUGGGACCAAGUUUCACUAUGGGUGAACUCCAGGGUCAUCUGGCAUACGACCUCAACCAGUCUGUCAACCAGCCAGUAAGCCUCAGACGACCACUAGCCAGCACCUCAUCUAGCGGGUAAUUACGCAUGACCAGAAAUUGCAUGUUUCUAUAAAUCUGCAAAAAGACCUCCGAGUAGUAAAGCAAAACUCUAAUGGAGCUGGAAUAUUGUGUAAAACGUGAAUAAAAACAGACUUCAAUGAUUGCAAAUCCUUUUCCACACCAUGGGCACUGACACACCCCCAUACCAUCAUAUACGCUGGCUUUUGAACUUUAACCUUAUAAGAGUUUAAAUGGUUCUUUCCUCUUCAGCCCAGAGGACACCACAUCCACGAUUUCCAAAAACAAUUUAAAAUGUGGACUUGAGCACACUAUUACACUUUGCAUCAGUCCAUCUCAGAUGAGCUCGGGUCCAGAGAAGCUGGCAGUAUUUCUGGCUGUUGUAGAUAUUUGGCUUUGCGUAGUAGGAUUUGAACUUGAACUUGUAGAGACAAAUUGUGUUAACUGAUGACGGUUUUCUGAAAUGUUCCUGAGCCCACAUCCUUUACAGAGUGAUGUUGAUUUUUUAAUGUAGUGCCUCCUGAGGGGUCAAAGGUCACAGACAUUCAGUGAUUCAGUAAGAAUUUCUCUGGACUCUCUGAAACUUUUGAUGAUAUUUGGGACUGUAGAUGAGGAAAUCCCUUAAUUUAUGCAAUUGUUGUUCUUAAACUGUUGGAAUGUUUGCUCACACAGUUGUUGACAAAGUGGUGAACGUCUCCACAUCCUUGCUUGGGAAUGACUGAAACUUUCAGGGAUGCUCCUUUUACACCCAAUCAUGACACUCACCUGUUUCCAGUGAACCUGUUCACCUGUGGAAUGAUCCACACAGGUGUUUUUGGAGCAGUCCUCAAGUUUCCCAUUUUUUUGUUGCCCCUGUCCCAAUAUUUUUUUUGUAACGCUAUUUUCACUUAAUCUGAUGCUGAAUGUUACUCUGUGGAUUUAGAUUGAAAACCCUAAAUAUGAACUAAGCCAUUUUUUCUGAGGUUGGCUCCAUUCUUACCAGCUGUAACUCAUAGGUGAUAUACACGUUGGUGCAAUCAUUUUCUUUUUCCGUUAACACUGAUAAAACACAUAUAAAUCUUUUAAAUUAAAAAACUCUGAAGAACUUCAAUAGAGAAGGUAUCAGAUGUUUUACCACAACAGCCGAGACCUGCUGCAGUCAAUUUGAGACAGUGACUGAAGUCAAAAAAGAUAGUAUAAUGGAAAGAGAUGAAUCAGUAAUCCACUUUGUGCAUGUAUGUCCACAGGAGUAAGCGUCAUAAGUCUGGCUCUAUGGAGGAAGAGGCUGACAGUCCAGGAGGGGAGUAUUAUCAUUCACCAUCUUCACCUGCCAGCAGCUCAAGGAACUGGACUGAUGACAUGGAAUCAGGUAACAGACUGAGACUCAGCUGUGUCCUUGUCUCCUUGUCUCCUUCUGUUGUUGCUUGUGUGUGUUUUGUUAUGUAGUAGAAAUGAAAUAAAUCUAAUACCACCACUGUUCUGUGCAUGUAAAAUGCAGUUGUUUCUCUGCGUUUUAGGUCUUUCUCCUCCUGUAAAAAAAGCAGAGCUGGACAGUCCAUCUCCCCAGGAAGACUCACCCAGAGUGGGCUCCUUCACUCAGCACCACCGCCCUGUCAUAGCUGUUCACAGUGGUCAAUAUUGCAUGAUCACAUUCAAGUUUCUUCUCCCUUCAGCGAAAAUACAAAGUAUUAAAUUUCAUUUACCAUGUUGUGUCUCGCCAUUUUCUGUCUCCAUCCAGGUCUGUCUCGAAGUCCACACCCCUCCUCAUCUCUUCAUUUUCCGUCCUCCUCCUACUUCCCCCAUGGAGCAAUCCGCUAUCCCCCUCAUCUUGCCCAGGAUCCCCUCAAAGAUCUGGUCUCAUUAGCCUGCGACCCAGCCAAUCAAAAUCCAAGCUCUGUGAGUACAGCCUUAAAAAUGUCAUAUCUAAAAGCUGUAUAUGUGACACUGAACCAAGAAACCGGGGUCCAAAUGCAAAGACUCAAAGACAGUUUCAAAGUCUGCUUAAUCAGGCACACAGACUGGUACACAGAAAAGCAGAAGCUCAAACAGAGGUAUCCAGAACAUUAGGCAGAAAGGCAAAGUCACCUCACAGAAACUGGUCUGAAACACAUGGGGGCACAGAAAGCAAAGUUGGACUGUCAACACUGGGACACGAAAUGAAGGGGCACAGAAGGAAGGGGAGACAGGACUUAAGUACACACAGGUAGAGGAGAUAAUAAGACACAGAUGAAGCUCAUUAAGGAUAAUCAAAGGAGCAGGCCGCUCAAGGGCAGGAAGUCAGCUUGCCUGAAACAAGAGACAAGGGUAAGUUUCAAAAUAAGACACAUACACAUGUUCAACCAUAAGCAGUCUUCUCCCUGUCCCUGUUGUCAGAGAUUUCUAUCCAGUAGAAUGAAGUUUGGAUGUAUGGUUGGUUAUACAUUACAUUCCAUUGCUAUGACUGUGUUUCCUUAAGGAAAAGUGUAAAGUGUUGCAGGACUUGUGAAUCAGAAGUAUAGUUUUGGUCUUUGUCUGAUUUUUACAGUUAAAUGGCAGCAAUCAGGUUAAGUUGCCCAGCCACUACAUCUCCUCACAGAUGUUGGCACCUCCUGGACCAGGAUCUUCCCUGGCUCCUCCUUCAUCCUCCCUCACAAGGCCAACACUGCCUGCAGAGUCAAAGGCCUCCACCACCUCCUCCGAUGGGGGAACAAAUUCCCCCACAUCACCAAGUAUGUGAUUGAGAGAAAACAAGCUUCUACUGACAGUUUUAAUGUGUAAAUACGCUGCGGAUAACAUAAUAGUUCAGUGGGUGUGUCUGUCUCAAAAUUUCCCUGCUCAUAGGCUUUUAUCCCAGAUACAGCAAAUAUUGAGAUGGACAUGCUGAAUAAGAGUAAGACAGAGAUAUUAAACACAACAACAGCAACUGUGAGGGUAUUGUGAACCUGCUAACAUACAGUCAUGUCAAAUUUUGUUCACCUGGGGCUUUAUUUUCUCAAAUUAACCUGCCUCUUGUGGGUGUAUUGUAGCCCAAAAUUUAAAACCUUAAAGUGGGACGGUAAAGAUAAAAUGCAAAAUGAAGUAAUUUCCCACUGAAGAUCACACACUAGAUAUUGAGCAGAGAAGAUAAAAGAACUAUUCUUCUGCAUUUUAAAUUGUUAGAUAUCUUGUUUUAAGGGAAAAAUCACAUAAAUACUGUUUAAUACAACUUGCAAGGGAUUUGGUCAAAGACAUGUGACUGAUGUUUUUAACUUUGACACCCACAGCAUACUCCGCCCCCGGGACCCCCCCUGCCAACCGCACCUCCUUUGUUGGAGUCACUCCUCGAGACCCAGGUGGACUCUACCAGGCCCAGGUUAGUAGGUUUAGUAAUGUAACACUGUUUAACUCAGUGCAGGGAGAACUCACUGAUCCUAAGGGAGAGGGGUCGACAGUGAUCAUCUGUUCUUACUUUGUCAAAGAACAUGAAGACAAGUGGUUAGUACGGAAAAAUAACUUUUGAAUGAUUUUCAUUUUUAUUGUUUUUUUUUUUCCAAUUUUCAUUCGAACUUGGUUGGUCAGAUUUUCAAGGGUGCAGCAAGUGAUUAUAUCCAGGAAAACUGCUCUCAUGGAGGGUUUAUUAUACAGCCCCAGUUCUGAAAAAGGUGAGAUGUGUAAAAUCUUGUUAAAAACAGAUUUUGAUGCUUUGUAAAUCAUGUUAGUAUUUAAAACAGAUCAAAGUCAAUGUAUCAAAUGUUAAAACUAAAAGUUUUUUUAAAUAAAAAAAAAAUAUUUAAACUUGAUGCCAGCAAGACAUCUCUGAAGGGUUGGGACAGGGACAUUAUCGUGCGUCGGCAUUUCUUUUUAAAACACUGUUUAUAUUUGGGAAUCAAGGAGACCAGAUCCUGGAGUUCGGAAAGAGAAAUAUUGUCCCAUUCUUGUCUGAUUUGAUAUUUCAGCCUCUCAGCAGUUUGUCUAAUUUUUAGGUUUAUGAUGCGCCAAAUGUUUUCAAUGGGUGACAAGUCUGGACUGCAGACAGGCCAGUUCAGCACUUGCCAAAAAUAGUUUGGCACUGUCUUGUUAAAAUAUGCAGGGCCCUCUCUGGAAAAGGAGUUUUCUGGAAAGCAGCGAAGCAUACGCUGAUCUAAAACUACAAUAAUGUUGUUCAGCAUUAGGCGCCAGCAUCUGUGAUGGUUUAUAGAUACCAUCACAGAUGCUGGCUUGAACUAUGUGCUGAUCAUUAGUUUUGUUUUUAAUGAGUGUACAGUGUCCAAUGAGAAUGCCAUAUUUUGAUUUGACAGACCACAGGAGGAGAGUUUUCCCUUUUAACUCACAUCAUGUUCAUUUAUAGUUUCCUCUUACAGUGUUAACCUGCAUUUGUGGAUGCAGCAACAAGCUAAACUCACAGACAAUGGAGUUUGGAAGUAAUUUUGAGCCCAUGCAGUGAUUUCCACUAGAGAGUGAUGUUUGUGUUGAAGGCGGUGUUGCCUGAAAUCCACAGCCAUUCAGGACUGGUCUCAGUCUUGUCCCCUAUGGAUUGAGGUUUCUUAACAUUCUCUAAAUCUCUUUGUUAUUGUGAUAUAAUUGUCCAAAUCCUCCAGAUAUUGUAGACGUUGCAGUUUAUACAUAAUUCUGAAAUGAUUAGUUUGCUCACACAGUCCCUCACAGAGAGAUGAAUCUCUUCCCACCGUUUUAUACUCUGUCAUUUUCUGUCCUAUUGCAAAUUAAGCUAACUAGUUAAGAGUCGCUCUUCUGUCUGAACUUUUUUGAAAUAAGCAGCUUUCAUUGAAUUUUGAAUGGGCAUAUGUUUUUCAGGAAAUAACAUUUUUCAAAAGCAACAUUUGGUAUGUCGUCUUAUAUUGGGUUAAAAUGAUGAGCAAACAAUCAAAAUCUGUUCUUGUCAACAUUUUACAGAGUCCCAACUUUUUUUCCUGGAAUCUGGUUUGUAGUUUUUAACUUCCUGAUCCAUUUAGAAAGCAUUUUAGACAUGAGUGAAUUCAUUUAUCCCAAGUGCUUAUCAAAAACUUUUGCUUAUGAGGUUUUGAAUUUCUUGUUUUACUCCUUUUAAAUCCCAUUUUGUGUGUGUCUCUGUUCUAGUCUUGGUAUCUCGGCAACUGA